Stylophora pistillata is the source of this 2268-nucleotide messenger RNA. RefSeq lists its product as uncharacterized. The record is from RefSeq and is a predicted model, not a curated record. Lineage: Eukaryota; Metazoa; Cnidaria; Anthozoa; Scleractinia; Pocilloporidae. Gene Ontology annotation, cellular component: cytoplasm. Gene Ontology annotation, molecular function: protein binding.
CAUGGCUGUUGUUGGAGUCGGCUAUGGUUGAUCUUUACUUUGAGAGACCUAUAAAACGUUUCUGGGCAGUUGAUUUUUGUCAAGUUUCCUCAAGGGAUUUUGACACUUCCCUACUGGUGCUUCUUCUGAGGAAUAUCUGGGGUCUGACUCUCCCUGCCUCUGGCCAGGAUGACCUUCCUCUGGUAACAGACACCACUCCAGCAGCUGAUAUCACUCGUAUCAAGAUCCUCAGAGACAGAGUUUAUAACAGCCAUGUUACCAGUGGUUCAGUUGAUGAUCCAACUUUCAGUUUCUACUGGAAUGAUAUCCAAGACACCUUUCAGCGUAUUGGAGGGGUCCACUAUCAGAAUGCUAUCGAUGAACUCAAAAUUGAUUGUAUGGAUGCCGAUCUUGAGGAAGGCUAUCAAGAGCUUUUGAAAGAGUGGUUGAAGGAUGAAGAGUGCAUCACAGACAAAUCACAUGAAGAUGAAGUGGCAAAAAAGGCCAGAAAGGAAGGUGACCUGGAGGAUUCCAUUGAGAUUUCUGAACAAAGUGCAAGGAAAGAAGAGAUAAUAAUAAUGCCAGGGGAGAAUAGAUCAGCACUGAAUAGUAAUGCCAGCCCACCAAAGCUUAGUGUUACACUUCCACUGAUGAGGGACCUUCCAGAAACCUCUUCUGCUUGGAUCAAUGUUGAACUCCCUGUUCAUAUUCUGUUAUUAACAGUGGAGGACUGUGAGUUCUUAAGCUGCUUUGCCUUCCUGAAAGAACCCUUUAAGAGUUACCACAUCAGUAUUGGCUAUGUAUACUUUGGCUGCAUUGGUGAUGAUCAAGGAAAGAAAAUGAAAAUUGCAUUGAUGAGGUGCUCUAAAGGUCCUGAUGUUCCUGGGGGCUCUUUGUCUGCGACAAAAGAUGCCAUCUUACUCUUGAGACCCAAGGCUAUUUUUUCUGUUGGUGCCUGCAGUGGUUUAGACACCAGAGAGGUCAAGUUAGGAGAUGUGGUUGUUUCAGCAAAGCUGAUAACAGCUGCACACAAAACUCCCCCCAGCAGAGAUAUUGGUAACCUGAUCAAACAUGUGGCUGAUGGGUGGAAGGCACCUUUACAAAAUGCUGAUGAAUAUAAUGCCAAAGUGCACUGUGAUGGAGUGUUUCUGAGUAUCUCAGAGGCAAACAAGGACAUGAUUGGUCAACAUCCUGAAGCAAUUGCAGUUGAAAUGGAAGGUGGAGGUGAGAAUCAUGUGCCAAUGAAUUACCUGCUCAAGGUACUGAUACUAGAUGGAAUGAUGGCUGACAGCACAUGGUGUAAACUGGUUAUCAAGUCGCAAACUCCUCUUGGAGGAUUUCAGUGUGUUGUGCUUACUGCAUCCUUGACCGCCAUUUUGAUCGCUGUACAGGUUUAUCAUCCCAAUGAUAGACUUAACUUCAGCUGCGAUCCCAAACCCAGUGAUUUUAUCAGAAAUUCUUGCUAUAACAAGGAGAAAUCAAAUCUAAAUAUAGCUGUAAUUGCUGUGGGUGCCAUUUUUAUUCUGUUUGGUAUAUUGGAAAUCCUGUACUUGUGGUGUACAAAGGGACAUGUUGUGCAAAAGAUACUUGGAGAUGUUGAAAUUGUUGAGCUUGGCCCUCUACUUCGAAGUUUACCUGAGAAACCCACCAUCACAAAUGUAGAAAGUGAAGUUGACAAAGAUUUCACUGUGACCUGGUCAGAAGUAGAGGCUAAUAGCAGUAAUUGCAGCAUUAAAUACCGUCUGGAAUGGACGAAACAACCCAUGACACAAUCCACAGAACUGGUUCAACGGGGAAACAUUGUGGAAACUCACUACGAGAUAACUGGUCUCGAGUAUGACGCAGAGGUAGUAGUAAGUAAGUUAACCACACUGUCUCUGAGUAAUAAUAUCACUGAUACCAGUGCUGCCAGUCUCUGUGAAGCUUUACAGCAUCCAAGCGGUAAGCUUAACACACUAGAUCUGGCAGAUAAUGAGGUAACUGAUACCGGUGUUGCCAGUCUAUGUGAAGCUUUACAGCGUCCAAGCUGUAAACUAACCACACUAAAUCUGAGGCGUAAUGAGAUCACUGAUACCGGUGUUGCCAGUCUAUGUAGAGUUUUACAGCAUCCAAGCUGUAAGCUUACCACACUAAAUCUGUGCCAUAAUGAGAUCACCGAUAUCGGUGUUGCCAGUCUAUGCAAAGCUUUACAGCAUCCAAGCUGUAAGCUUACCAUGCUAUAUCUGUUGGGUAAUGAGAUCACUGAUGCCGGUGUUCCCAGUCUAUGUGAAGCUUUUCAGCAUCCAAGCU